Messenger RNA from Topomyia yanbarensis, 4365 nucleotides. RefSeq lists its product as uncharacterized. The coding region runs from base 1 to 4365 and encodes 1454 amino acids. Lineage: Eukaryota; Metazoa; Arthropoda; Insecta; Diptera; Culicidae. The transcript has 3 exons. Gene Ontology annotation, biological process: DNA integration. The record is from RefSeq and is a predicted model, not a curated record. Gene Ontology annotation, molecular function: nucleic acid binding.
AUGGAAGGACUUCACGACACCAGCGGUUACAACUGUCGCCGAUGCGACAGACCAGACUCGGCGGAAGCCCGUAUGGUCGCAUGCGAUCAGUGUCACACCUGGGAGCACUUUGGAUGUGCCGGUGUAAAUGACUCGAUAAAGGAACAUCCGUAUACGUGCCAGGAGUGUACGAUGGGACAAUCGACUAAACCAGCGGUUCCUCAGUUCCUGAAACCUUCCAAAGCAGAUGGGAAACCUGCAAGAACGGCAUCCAAAAGCGUAGGAUCGAAAAGAAGUAAGAAAACUCCAGCACCUCCACCUGGAAGCGUUACUUCUAGCGCUCGUGCAGCUCUACUGGAAGCCGAAAUGAGAAUUUUGGAGGAAGAGCAGCUAAUGAAGGAACAGGCUGCGAAGGAACAGGAUGCUUUGAGGAACCGUGAAAUCGCAGAGAAACAGCGACAAAUAGCCGAGAGAAAAGCGCUAUUGGAAGAGGAACAGCGACUACGAGAGCUGAAACUAGCGGAUGAGAAAUCGUCCACAAAUUUUUACCCAGUGAAUGUGUCUUCAACCUUACCAACUCUACAGCAGAAUAUGUUUCCUGUUUUCCGCAUGCUACCCGUUGUCCUACACGGAAAAGAACAAGCCAAGACUAUAUUCGCUUUCAUUGACGAAGGAUCCUCACUUACCCUAUUGGAGAAAAGCGUCGCGGACCAACUGGGCGCAACCGGAACACUAGAACCGCUGACGCUAAAAUGGACAGGAAACGUUACACGUGAAGAGUCUCACUCACAGAAAGUGCAGCUGAAAAUUUCAGGAACAUCAAACUCGACUAAAUACAAGCUGGUUAAUGCCCGCACAGUCAACAACCUGGUUCUACCGUCCCAGACAUUACGGUACCGGGAAUUAGCAAAGAUGUUUCCUCAUUUGCGAGGAUUGCCGCUUGAUGAUUACGAAUUUGUACAGCCAAAACUUCUCAUCGGUCUAGACAAUCUGCGUCUUGGUGUUCCACUAAAAUUGCGACAAGGUCAGCCUGGAGAUCCUAUUGCAGCCAAAUGUAGACUCGGGUGGGGUAUCUUUGGAUGUGUACCGAGCGAAACAAAUGCAUUUGUGAAUUUCCAUGUCUCUGCUGUCACAGAUUAUGACCGGAUGUUGAACGAGCAACUGCGAGACUACUUUACCAUGGAAAGUAUGGGAGUCGAUAAUCCUGGUCAAAUCUUGGAAUCGGAGGAAGAUCAGCGAGCUAGACGGCUACUAGAGGAAACUACACGUCGAACAGCAUCCGGAUUUGAGACUGGCCUCUUGUGGAAGACAGAUAAUCCCCACUUCCCAAAUAGCUACCCCAUGGCCGUCCGCCGUUUACAGUCCCUGGAAAGGAAGUUACAAAAGGAUCCAGAGUUAAAGCAAACUGUAAGGAAGCUGAUAGCAGAUUAUGAGGAAAAGGGGUACGCUCAUAAGGCUAGCGAGGAAGAACUUUUGACUGCAGACUCAAAUCGAGUGUGGUACUUACCACUGAGUGUCGUCACUAACCCCAGAAAGCCUGGUAAAAUUAGAUUGAUAUGGGAUGCUGCAGCAAAAACCGAUGGAGUGUCAUUCAACUCACAACUACUUAAAGGGCCCGAUUUGCUAACUCCUCUGCCCACUGUUCUGAGUCAAUUCCGUCAGUAUCCGAUUGCAGUGUGUGGGGACAUCAAGGAGAUGUUCCACCAAAUAAAAAUACGGGAACAAGAUCGCCAAUUACAGCGGUUUCUCUGGCGCGACACUCUGAUCGAGCACCCGCAAGUCUACAUAAUGGAUGUAGCAACAUUUGGGUCGACGUGUUCUCCUGCGUCAGCCCAAUAUGUGAAAAACAUCAACGCAGCAGAGUUUGUUGGUCAAUAUCCUCGUGCCUCAGCCGCUAUAGAGAAAAAACACUAUGUGGGCGACUACUUGAAUAGUUUCGAGUCCAUCCAGGAGGCAAUUGAAGUCGUCAAUGACGUUAAAAGAGUGCAUGCCAGAGGCGGUUUCGAGCUGAGAAAUUUUCGCUCCAAUUCAAUAGACGUCUUGCGCGGGAUCGGAGAAGCUCCAGCCGAAGGAUCAAAAUAUCUUCUACUGGAUAGAAGCGAGGCUACAGAAUCAAUCCUCGGGAUGCGAUGGAUACCGAAAGAUGACGCUUUUACCUACGCUUUCGCGAUCCGUAGCGAUCUUCUACCAAUCUUAGCGGAGAAUCACAUGCCCACUAAGCGGGAGGUGCUCAAGGUACUCAUGAGCUUGUUCGACCCGCUGGGAUUCAUCUAUGCCAGCGAGGCAGCAUACUCGUGCGUUGCCUAUUUUCGCCUGCACACCGAAAACGCAAUAGAAGUGUCGCUGAUCGGUGCUAAAUCCAAAGUGGCACCUCUAAAGACACUGACUGUCCCCAGACUUGAAUUGAAGGCGGCAGUUUUAGGAGUUCGCUAUUUGGAAGCAAUUCAGAGUCAUCACACUUACGAAAUCCAGCAAAGGUUCUUGUGGACCGAUUCAGCUACCGUUUUGGCAUGGAUUAAAUCAGAUCACCGUCGAUACAACAAGUUUGUGGCAUUUCGAGUAAGUGAAAUAUUGUCGUUAACCGACCAAAAUGAAUGGAGAUGGCUCCCAUCAAAACUCAACGCGGCCGAUGAAGCCACCAAGUGGAACAGUGGUCCAAAUCUGCAUUCAGAUAGCGCUUGGUUUAAAAGUCAAAGCUUCCUGCGUGAACCGGAAUACAGUUGGCCCGAAACAAAACGUGAAUCGACAACGCAAGAGGAAUUGCGCCAUGUGCACCUUCAUAGUAACUCCACACCGUUGAUCGAUGUCACUCGCUUCAGUCAGUGGACCCGAAUGCUUCACACAAUUGCAUUCGUAUUACGCUUCAUAAACAACUUGCGUCGUAGAAAACAUGGAUUGCAGAUGCAACUUGAUAUUCUUCAACAUGACGAGCUUAAAACGGCAGAAGAAUUACUUUGGAAACUUGCACAGGCAGAAACGUAUCCUGAAGAAAUCAGCCUGCUCAAACCUACCCAAGGCGAACCAGAAGCAGAGCAUGCGAUCGUAGCCAGGUCCAGCCCUAUUUACAAAACCUGGCCGUUCAUCGAUAAACGAGGGAUACUCAGAAUGCGCAGUCGAGGCAGUGCAGCCGCAUUUACACCGUUUGAAGCAAAGUAUCCGGCUAUUCUCCCGAAGAAUCACCCGACCACGUUCCUAAUUACAGAUUGGUACCAUCGUCGCUUCCGCCACGGUAACCGCGAAACGGUUGUUAACGAAAUGCGUCAACGUUUUGAAAUUGCCAGACUACGAGUACUAAUUUUCAAGGUAAUCCAAAACUGUAGCUGGUGCCGGAUAGCGAAAGCAACCCCAAGAAUACCAGCUAUAGCCCCACUUCCUUCAUUUCGAGUGACGCCAUUCGUUAGACCGUUCACCUUUGUCGGAUUGGACUAUUUCGGCCCGGUUUUCGUGCGGGUAGGUAGAAGCCAAGCGAAGAGAUGGAUUGCUCUGUUUACUUGUCUCACCGUGAGAGCCGUACACAUGGAGGUGGUACACAGCUUGUCUACCGAGUCGUGUAUAAUGGCAGUGCGACGCUUUGUUGCUCGUCGUGGGCCACCCUCGGAAUUUCACACGGAUAACGCCACGUGCUUCCAAGGAGCUAGUAGAGAGCUGCAAAAUGAAAUAGCAGCAAGAAACAGUGCGCUAGCCUCAACGUUCACGAGUGCCCACACCCGCUGGACAUUUAUUCCACCUGCAACUCCUCACAUGGGAGGGGCUUGGGAACGUCUCGUUCGUUCAGUUAAACAGGCAAUAGGAUCGAUCUUGGACGCACCCCGUAAACCAGACGAUGAAACAUUAGAGACAAUCGUCUGUGAAGCAGAAGCGAUGGUGAACUGUCGACCUCUCACAUACAUUCCGCUCGAGUCGGCAGACCAAGAGGCCCUGACGCCCAAUCACUUUCUCCUGGGAAGCUCUACUGGUGUCAAGGUCAUCCCGACCGAGUACGUGAGUACUGCUGCUACACUCAGAAGCAGCUGGAAACUAGCCCAGCACAUCAGCAACGAGUUCUGGAAAAGAUGGAUCAAAGAGUAUCUCUCGGUGAUCACUCGCAGAUGCAAGUGGUUCGAAAAUCCUAAAGACAUACAGGUUGGCGACUUAGUAUUGGCAGUUGGUGGAGUGGCAAGGAACCAGUGGAUCCGAGGACGCAUCGUGAAAGUGAUAAACGGGCGAGAUGGGAAAGUUCGUCAAGCCUUGGUUCAGACUACAACAGGUGUGUUAAGACGAUCAGUUGUCCAAUUGGCGGUUUUGGACGUCGCGAAGAGCAGUGAACCUAACGAUAAUCCACCAGUUACGUCGGAUGAUGACCAAGGUUCACGGGUGGGGGAAUGUUGCGACGAUACUCCCUGUUGA